This is a messenger RNA of Thlaspi arvense, 1378 nucleotides long. Lineage: Eukaryota; Viridiplantae; Streptophyta; Magnoliopsida; Brassicales; Brassicaceae. The record is from the annotation of a GenBank genome assembly.
AUUCAACGCAGUAACGUGUUUAAGCGUCCUAAUUGAUAAUGGCGGCGGCUCCACGUAAGACAACAGAGAUAGAGAUAGAGAGAGAGAAAGACAAAUCAGAUUAAGGAGAGAGAGAGAGAGAGAGAGAAAGGAAUCUGAGGCGAUUGGGUAAGCGAUGCACAUCGUCUUCUCUGUCGAUGAUUUGACCGAGACAUUCUGGCCUGCUUCCGCUCCGGUACCGUCACCGGGAUCGGUACCGACACCGACGCAGAACAUGGCGGAAGGGAUGGCUCGAAGUCAAUCGGAGUGGGCGUUCCACAGGCUUCUCAAGGAGAUGUCCGGUUCCGAUGAGAGCCCUACGACCAACGCAAUCGACCGGUCGCCUCCACCGGUUCAGUCUGAGCUCUCGCUUUCGAGAGUGGAGGAAACCGUUGACGAAACCGCCGAUGUCGUCGAAAUACAGAAGCCGCCGCAGAAUCGCCGCCUUCCCGCGGAUGAUCAAGGGAAGCGGAAUCGUGCACGGUCGUCUGAUCCGUUGGAUUCAGCUGGAGUCGAUCCUAAUCAGUAUCACGCGAUUCUUAAGAGCAAGCUCGAUCUUGCUUGCGCUGCUGUUGCUCGUCGUGUGGGAACUGUGAAGCCGGAAGAUUCGAAUGCCUCAGCUGGCAAUCAAAAGCAAUCUCUUCCGAUGGGAUCUCAAUCUCAAGGCUCCAGUGUGGCACAAACGUCACCCGGGGCUUCAUCUGGUAGAGUCGUAUCCUCAACAAGCACACAGAAGAAACCAGAUGUUCCAGCCAGGCAAACUACCAGUGUUUCAUCUCGAGAUGAUUCUGAUGACGACGAUCUUGACGGAGACACAGAAACAGCAGAUAAUGGAGAUCCUACUGAUGUGAAGCGUGCUAGGAGGAUGCUCUCAAACCGAGAAUCCGCUAGGCGCUCCAGGAGAAGAAAGCAAGAACAAAUGAAUGAAUUUGAUUCACAGGUAGGCCAAUUAAGAGUUGAGCAUUCAACUUUACUUACUCGUCUUAGUGACAUGAAUCAUAAGUAUGAUGCAGCUGCUGUCGACAACAGAAUUCUAAGAGCUGAUAUCGAAACUUUGAGAACAAAGGUUAAGAUGGCAGAAGAAACGGUGAAAAGAGUGACAGGAGUGAACCCUUUGCACUGGACAAGGUCAAACAUGGGCAUACCAUUGAACAACACACCGAGCGAUUCCUCUAGAAUUCCGCCAAACUCUUUGAAACCAGCAAUCCCAAGCACUACUGGUGCCGGUUUAGCACCAAACCAGAGAGCAGGGAGAGCGAAUUUCUUGCCCGAACAGGUGAACCGAGAAGGCAUGCAGAAUCAGUUUGCUCCUAAUUCGGAUCUGUUUGAAACCUUGCCCCAUUGGAAUCACAAGCAUUAA